AUGUUAGCUAGUUCCGACGGGAAAGUGCGAGUUUAUAAUGGCCAGACUGGUUUUCUUGAUAAACAGGCAGAUUUAGUCACUAGCUCGGUUGAUAAUUGUUCACGUAUAUUCCUUGGUUAUUUUCCUUCAAAUGAACGUUUAGUAAUUACGAGAGAAACUGAAAUUAACGCGAGAACCCACUCAAAUGGAUCUGUCCUGCUUCAUGGCUUUCUUGAUAAACGCAUUCAAAAUAAAACGGACAAGAUCAGUCUUGAAUUUUACUCAAAUCAGGGCUCCGUUAUUGAACUAUUUCUUUCCACUGUUGAGAGUUUUUACACUGAUUAUGAAAGUUUGGUUAUAGACACUCAUGACUGUCCUAAUCCUAAGUGGAAAACGUUUACCAUUUAUGGUAGUUAUGAAAUGUUGUAUAGUUUAUUCGAUAAGCUACAGCACAGUAAUGCGAACAAAGGUGUGCUUCAGACUACCCCACUGUUUAAGUCAAUUCUGCAUAGAUUAACACGAGCUGUAACGGAUAGUGACAGUAUUUUGAUUUUUACGGCUAUGCGAGAACCGUUCACCAUGCAAAGUGAAGCCCAUAGACGCCUUACAUUUACUCACUGGCCUCACAUGGAUUAUCAAUGGGCAACGCCUUCCACUUUGUCUGAAGCUGGAUUUUACUUCCCAUUUAAGUUCCCACUUGACAUUGUAUUUUGUCUUGAAUGUUUAGUUAGAUUGUCAUCUUGGGAACCAACUGAUGAGCCAUGGAGUGAACAUAUCAGACAUUCACCUCAAUGCAGCUUUGUGUCAUCUCCAAAUUCGAAAAGCAUACCUAGUACAUUUUCAUGGUCAACAGAAACAGCACAAACUCAUUCAAUAUCUGAUGAUCCUAUCAUGGUGCUUACAGCUUCUACAUCAAAAGAUUUUGUCGCAACUUCAACAGUCGAUGGUGGGAUUACUGUUUGGGAUCUGUCGUACUUCAACAGACGUUCAUUAGAAUUCAAUCUUGUGGAUGUAUUGAAUGCUUCGAUAGUUACUACUACUACUACUACCAGUGAAAUGAUUACUAAAUCUCAACUACAUGUACAUAGUGGAUGUCUACUAGUUUCUAAUUCUUCUACCAUGAAAUUUAUCAAUCUUCCACAACUUCCUAAAAUACAUCAUUUAAUUCUUGGUUGUUGUUUACCAUAUUCAGUAUAUAAUAAAUUACACUCUUGUAUGCAUACCAUGUCAACAACUAAUAAAUUUGAGAAUGUUAAAAAUAACAAUUUUAAAAAAUAUCAACUAUGCCUUAUCAUUAUUGAAUUAACUCCAUUGAACAGUGAACAAGUUAUGUGGAUAGCUGAUUCUACUUUCUCUUUAACAACAACAACAACAACGCCAUUAUCACCAUUUUCUCCUAAAUCGAUAUUUCCUAAUCAAUUCAAUAUACAUUCAAUACCGAUAGAUCUUGUCAAGUUUCUUCCAUCAAUUGGUUAUGAUCAUAAUAAUAAUGAUGACGAUACAAUAGAAUAUGAAGAAUUAGGAGAUAUUGAUGAUAAUGAGAAUGAAACUGAUAAUGAUGAUUAUGAAGAUGACUUUGAUGAGGAGAGUUCUGACAAGUUAAGUAGCGUACAUAUAAAUAAUAUCAUAACUGAUUCAGCACCAAAACAUAAUAUUCCAACAUCAUCAGUCAGUUCAAAGCUUAUCGAGAAUGAUUUUUAUACGUAUAUUGGUUUGUCUAGCGUUGUUGAAGAGUUUGUAAAUUUAAAAGCUACGACGGACUGUUAUCACACAUCUUCAAGCAAUGAAUUACAACUAAAGAAAAUAUCUGCUUCAAGUUCAUCCAAUUUGUCGUCAUCAAUAAAACACAUUGAAAAUAAACGAUCUAAUAUGAAUGAAACAACCAGUUCAUUUCUAUGUUCUGACUAUUCUGAAAAUAAAAAUGGUAAGAGUGGAUGUGUUGAGAACUUACCGAAACUUGUUGGUGUCAUACCUUUGUCAGUUACUGCUGAUAGUACUAAUAAUGACCUUGAGAAUCCUAAUUUUCGUAUUUUACAAAUAUCACCACUACCAUUGCAAACAAUAUCCUUCAAUAAUGGUAAUUCCGGUUAUUCUCAAGGUAUACUUGUUUGUUGUGGCUUGUCAAGAUCAUUAUCUCAUGUAGAGCUUCAUCAUAAAACAACUACUGAUAAUCAAUCGAUUGAGGAUGGUGAUUUAUUUUUAUUCGGAUAUAAUGAAAAUGACUGUAUUCUACCUAAUUCAGUUGGUUAUCACUUAGUUAUUGAUGAAACUCCACUUUUGCACAUUAAAUUGCCUGAUCACUAUUGUCCUGUUCAAAUGGAUGUGGUAUCCAGCACUAAUGAUCUACAUGUUUGUUCUUUAAACACUUUAUACCCUUCAGUUAAAUUGCAAUAUGAAUGUUGUCAAUCAUGUGUAGCUGUCAACAAUACUACUUCUUCUACUACUACCACUAAUAAUAAUUUAAAGUUUACCAUAGACUCACCUUUAAUUACCAUAGGAACAUAUGACUUAUCAUUUUGUUGUUUCAUAUUAACAGUAUACAAUUCAUUGUUACAAAUAAAUGUUUAUAAAAAUCUAUUAUGUUAUGCUCAAAUAAUAAUAUCUAAUCCAAUCUUAUCAGUUAAUGAAGAUAACAAUAAUAAUGAAAUAAAUAACAACAAUAUGUAUUGUAAUAUACAAUUUGAUACAUUCACAUAUUGUACUGGUUUAGAAAAUAUCUGUUUAGGCACUGUAAAUGGUGAAAUGUACAUCUAUCAAUUACAUAAUCAUGAAUUAUUUAAAUAUGAUAUGAAUAAACAAAAACGUAUUCAUUUAUAUAAUUCAAUAUUACCAAUUCAUAAACAAAAUGAUGGAUCUUCUGAUGAGAAAAUUGAAUUAUUCUUUCCUAUUCAUAAUCAUAAUAGUAGUCAUAGUAAUAAUAGUUAUUCAUUAAGUAAUCUAUAUGCCUAUUAUAAUUGUCCAUUAGACCAAUGUUUUAUUUUAUAUCAACUUAUUAAAACUAUUCCAUUAGAUUCAUUAAUUCAAGUGAAUUUUCCAAAUCAUAUUGGUUGGUAUGAAGUGGAACUUUUUCCAUUAUUAUCUUCUUCUACAAUAAAACCUACUACAUAUAAUUCUUUUAAUGAAGAAACAUUCAUUCAUAAUGAUAAUAAUACAAUUCAAAUACUUUCUAAAUUAGUUACACGUUAUAUACAAUUAGAAAAAGAAUCAUUUAAGAAAUCAAAAUUAACUAAUGAUAUAUUAUAUAAUAUUUCAGUAAUGUUAAAAUGUGCUACAUUAGCUGUUCAACUUAGUUUAUCAUCUAAUAUAUCUACUCAUUUAUGGGAAUUUAAUACUAAAAAUUGGUAUGAUUAUCAAAAUUUAAUGAAACAAAAUGUUGAUAAAUUGAAUAUGAAUUCAAUUAAUAAAAAUAUCAUACAUAAUGAUUAUGUAAAGUUAAAUUCUCAGAAUAUAUUAUCUGAAUAUCUAUUAGAGAUUAGUUUACCACGAGUAUAUUUAAUUUCACAUUUUAUAUUUCAUUCAACAUUAAAACAGUAUGAUAAAGUGCAAAAUCAAUCCGAUGUAUAUAUAACUCUUCUAAGAAAAAAUAUUCCAUCUAACAAUCCUGUCAGUUUUAUUCAUAAUCCUUCAAAAACCUCAAUAAAUGCCGAUUGUAAUGAAUUUCAUCAUGUAUUGUCAGUUCUUGAUCAUAGUUUGGUGGUACACGAUUUAAACGCUCCAUUUAUCGAUGAUGAAUACGACUGUACACAUUCGGCAGAAUACAAAUCACAAACUUCGGAUGACAAUAUCGACUUCAAUAAUGCAUUACUAUCAAAUUAUUUAAAAAUUCCUGGACGUGUAUAUCAUAUGCCUACUGAAAGCAUCAUCUCAUCAGAACGUCUUCGUGAAUUAAAUGCAAAUAUAAUUGCUGGUCCAUAUUUAUUAAGUGAUUUUCUUAGUAUGAAUGAUCGUUGUAGUAAUAUUCCAAUGACCAGUUCAGAAUUAAUUAAAUCACGUUCACGUUUAUUUUCUGUGCAUAUCAAAAUAAUUGAUGCCAAAAAUGAAACUUCUUCAAAUCUUGAUUGUCAAUCGGCUACUACAGUUGAAAUUCAACAACCACCUUUAUUACUAUCUGAUAUAUUUGCACAAAUUGGUCUGAGUGUUCAUCAGUUUAACACCACCUGUUAUCGUUAUGACCAUCCUGCUCCCCCUAAUGAUUUUGUUAAUGAAACACCAUCGUUAUCAACUGAUCAGCUUACAAUUGUGAAUGAUAUUGAUAAUGAUGGUAAUGGACAUACAUCCUUAAAGUCGUGUAAAAUGCAUACAAUUUUACAUGAAAGGGCUCAACUUUUAGCUAUUCUACGCUCUAUGAAACUUCAUGAAGAUUGUUUUAAUUUUCUUAGCUCAACUGAUGGUACUUGUAAACAUAAUAGUAAUAAUAAUCAUAAUAAAUGGAGAGACUUUCUUACUCAAAACUCCUACCAUCAUAAUAGCAAUUUUUCGUCAGUUAUUCUAGAUAUUUUGAAUUGGGUUGUGUUGAUGUAUCUUCAUGAGUUAGAAUUAUCAUGCGAUAUCGUAGCGAAUUUAUUAAAUUUGGCUGCAAAUAAUUAUGAGAUGUUAAUUGAAAAUGUAAUUGUACACGGUGAUCGUGAAUGUGUUCAACUUGGAACAAAAUUAUUGUUUAGUUUACUCAAAUUAGAAUUUGUCUUCCUAAAAUAUUGCUCUUCAAAUAAUUCAUCAUAUAAAAAGCCAAUGGUUUUCCAUGUAUUACGCAAUUGUCUGUCUACCGAUAGUAAAACUACUACUGAUAAUAAUAAUAAUAGUAGUAAUAGUAAAUUCAUUCGUUGGUUAUUAAUUUGUCAAACAUCAGCUGGAUGUGAAACAUUAUUCAGUUUAUUGGAUUUCAUCAUUUUUUAUUCUUUUGAUGAAUAUCGUAAUAAUUUAAAUGAUUUAAAGGUAAAAUUGUUAUUACAAAAUAAUUUAAUGACUUUACUCAAUACAGUUUCAUUGUUUCAUGAGGAUUUCAAUCGUCUACACCCUUCAUAUCGUUUACCUACAUGUCUUGGUCCACCUAUGCUAUUCAAUCUACCAAUAUGUAAUUGGACUUUCUUAGGUUCUGAAUGCUUACAAUCAACCAAUAAUAGUAAUAACAAUAAUAAAUAUCAGAAAUCAUUUCAUUCAACAAUUCCAAGUACUAGUAAUAAUAAUAAUAAUAAUUCUAAUAAUAUGAAUUUAAAUUAUGAAAAUAUUAAAAAUUGUUAUUCUAUUAAUAAAGAUGUAAUGAAUUUUAAUGGUAUAUUUACACCGAAAAAUUAUAUAACAUUUAUAUCUGAUUCAAAAUUCAAUGAUACUAUUGAUUUAGCGCAAAAUACAAAAUUAAUAGAAACAUCAAAUGAUUUACAAAACAAUGAUAAAAUUGAUGAUAAUAAUAAUAAUAAGGAUUCAUUAUAUCUACUCUCAUCUAAUUAUUCAUCUGAUGUAUCAUAUAUUAAUUUCUCUGAUAUUUUCACAUUAAUGCGAAGUAAUUACAUUAUGAAUAUUGAUAAUUCAAAUAAUAUACAUCAUAUUAUAUUAUCAGAUUUACAAGAUUGGCCAUUCAAUGGUAUAUUAGAUGUGGAACCAUUAAAAUUUCCUUUAGAUAAAUUAUCAAUUCAAUUAAAUGAUGAUUGUGAUAUUGAACGUGUGGAUUUUUUUACUGGUGAACAAUUACCAAUAAAUGAUAAAAAUUCUUAUGUAAUAAAAUUCAAUCAAUCACAAGUUGAAACUAAUAAUGAAAAUCAUCAGAUAACAUCUAUUAUAUCUCAUCUCAUUAAUUCCAUUGAAGCUUAUCAUUUAGUAAUAUCUCGUAUGCAUCCAGGUGCUCAUCGUUCUGUUACAUUUAGUACUUAUUCAUCAUCAAUAAAUUAUUUAACUGAUCUAAUUAUUCCAAUGAAUCCUUGUUUACAAUGUAUUACAUUAGAAGCUAUAUUCAUAGAUAAAUCAUUCAAGAAACCAAUAAGUUCGACAAAAUUAAUAGCUGUAUCUACUGAUAUAAGUCAUUCUGCUUUAAUAUUACGUGAUAUUUAUCCACCAAUUAAAUUUACUCAUUUACGUAUUUCUAUAGUUGGUCGAUUAGAUUGUCCAUUCACUAAAGCACGUAUUCAUUUAGGUUCAUAUUUUGGACAAAAUGGUAUAUGGGAACAAUUUAUACAUCCUUUCAUGAAAACAAAUUCUAAUAGUAUUGAUUUAAUACAAUAUUUAGAAAGUAUUGUAUUAAAUAAAACAAUGAACUACAUUUCAAUUCAACAAUGUUUAAUGAAUACAUUAGACCAAUUUAAUAAGAAUAAAAAAAUAUCCAGUAUAUCAUUAGAUAGUGAUAAUAUCCAAAUAUCAUCACUAUAUAAACAAUGCUAUAGUUUACAAUAUCAAUUGAAUUGGAUAGAUCGUACAUUGAAUCGUUUAAGAAAAAUAUAUCAACCUGAAAAACUGCGUGAAUAUAAGAGUCGAAUUCAUCAAAUGUCUAAUGAACAGAUAAGAAUGAAUUUGUAUCCAGAUAAAGUGAAGUAUGUUUUGGAACAUUGUUUACUGUGUUUGUUAAGUCAUGCAAAUGAAAUCUGGUCAGUGAUAGAACCUCUUUCAUUAUUAACCCAAUCAACAGGAGUUUCACCAUUAGACGAUGAUGAUUACACCUUUUUAAAUUAUGUUGAUAAGUGUUGUACAACAUUUUUAAAUGAUAUGAUUAUUCAUGGUAGUCGUUCAAUGCAAAUUCUUACAGUUGGAUUAAUGCCGGUGUUUAUGAAAAUCAACUCAAUUAUUUUGCCAAUUCAUCAUACUGAUCAUAAUUAUCUUUAUAGAUUCAUUAAUGAAUUUUCUACAUUGAAAAAUAAUUUCUCACUAAUAAAAUCGAAUGAUUUACAAAUUGUAUUUACUAAUGAAUCUAGACAACAACUAUUAUUUUGGGCUAUAUUACAACGUUUAAUCCAUUCUGGAAUGUCUAAUGAUCUAUUUGAUACUUCUGUAUACAUUCUUCAUGAUAUAUGGGAUUCCAUAGAUAAGAAUAAUAAAGAGGAUUCUUUCAACUUGGAGACGUUUCAUAAUAUUCUAUUAAUUAUUGAUACAAUCAUAGAAAAUAGUUGUUCAUCUCUACUUACUGUUCAUAAAUCUUUACAUGAUUUUUUAACAGUAUUAAAUAUGCGUCAAUUAUCAUAUAAUGGUCAAAUAGAUAUAAAUGGUUUAUUAAAAUGGCAUUAUUUUCAUCAAUUAUAUAAUAAUGAUCGAUGUAAUGCUAUAUAUCCUUAUUGUCAAACAAUAAAUACUAAAAUAACUGAUGGUAUUUAUAAAUAUAAUUUAUUAUCACAAUAUCAAUUGUGUAUUGUUUCAUUUUAUCGAUGGCAUUUAGAACAUUUAGCUAAUUUAUCAACUCAAUAUGCAGCUAAUCGUGAUUAUCAUCGCCAAAUUAUUCAGAAAGAUUUAUUCCCAUUGGGAGCAUUGUUUGUUCGACGAAAUAUUGAUUCACAGACAUCAGUAUUAAUGCGACGGUGUAUCCCAGAAGGUAUUCAACAAACCAAUACCUAUCCUAGCAAAUCUUUUAUUCCUCUGGAAACCUAUCAAAUUCCUCAACAACGAUUUCUCUGUAUGUUUGGUGAUGAUGAGUCUUCCGCUGAAAAUUCUUUAAUCCAACUAUUACAGAUUUUAACCGAUGUUACAUUAAAAUUUUUAAAUAAUCUAUUAAAUUUAUCAUCUGUGGAUAAUAGCUCUACAAUGUCAAGAGAGUCAAUUUUAUUUCAGAAUUGUUUUGUUGUCUGUCGUCUACUUGGUCGUAUCUGUUGGCAUAUUUCAGGUGAUCGAAUUCGUCAAUGUUUCAUUCCCGAUGGAAAUAUUUACGAAUCUGCACUUUUUAAAUUCCUAACUAACUUUUGUCAACGUCUUGGUGAUCAAUCGUCUCUUUUGAAUGAUAUGAUUAUUGAAUGUUUAUGCCUUACUCUUAAUAGUGAAUGCAUUCCUGAUUGUCCACAGACCAUAAAGACAGAUAACUAUGGAAAUAUUGAAAGUAUUGAUCUUCAUAAAUCUCAAAAUAAAUCGUGGCCUUAUCCAAACAAUUCUGUGGUAAAUUAUCACCUACAACAAACUACAGAUUUAUUAUGGCACUUAUUACCUAGCCAAUUAUUGAACAGAGCACAGUCUAUUUUACUGAAACCAUUUGAUCAACAUCCCAUUGAUCAUAAUCAUGCACAAAGAAACAGACUUAAUACAUGUUUAGCAACAUCAAACAACAAUGGUCAUUUUGUAUUAUGUGAAAUAUUUUCUGAAUGUAUCAAUCUCAUGUUGAAAGAUGCUAAAUCUAUUGGUCAACUGAAUAAUAAUAAUAAUAAGCUACAAUCGGUUCAUGAUCAUUUGUCUGGUCAACAUCCAUAUCUUACAAAUGUUUUGUACCUAUUCUGUGGAAUUGUUGGUGAACCAAAUUUCAAACCCUGGAAACUUACUUCAAAUGAUGAAACUUUUAAAAAAUGCCAAUGUUAUGUAAAGGCUAAUCUUCAAAUAAAUAUUCAUUUUGAAAGUUUACAAAACGUCUUAAAAUUAUUGGAAAACUUUGUUCAAUCAAUGAAAAAGACACAAACAAGUGAUCAACAUUACCUAUCUUCAAAAUCUGUUGAAUUUUUGCGUAAUUUUUAUACAUUUUCUAUUCAUUUUUUGGCAAUAUCAGCUGAAUCAUCAGAUCUACGACUGUACAUAUUAGAAUCUUCAAGUUUUUCAAUAUUUCUAAAUACUAUACUUACAGAUUAUUCACUAAGAAAUGGUGUAAAUCGUUCAUGUACAUUAGCUUUAGAAGUACUAUUCACAUGGUUUGCAUAUUCAUCAGUGAAACUAAUAAAUUCUGAUUGUCAUCCAUUUGAUAAAUUUUGUCUCGACCAAUUAAUUGGUUUGUUUCCAAAGGCAAAUACUUCAGCUCAGAUUAUUGAAGGUCCAUGUGAUUUACAAGCCGUUCUUUUAACAGCCAUAUGUUCACGUAUUAAAUCAUUCAAUCAAGCAAACACUGUUGACAGUGAUAAUAAUGAUUCUGAUUCACUCCAACAAGAAAUUCAAACAACCAUCACCACAUGUUCCAUGCAUACAAUAUCAAAUUUACCAAUGGAUUAUCUACUUCAACUUGUACAAAUUUUAUUAAAUUAUCUAUGUGGUCAGCUUGUUGAGUUGAAUCAACAAUCAUCAAUGAAUAAUAAUAAUAAUAAUAAUAAUAAUAAUAAUAAUAAUAAUAAUAAUAAUAAUAAUAAUAAUAAUAAGGCUUAUUUGUCAUGUUUUUCAUGUUAUACUACUGUUGUCGAUGAAGAAUAUGAAUCAUGUCAUAAAAAUUUCACCUUAUGGUCCACACUAACUAGUAAUCAUAUACGACGAAGAUUAAUUAGUGAUCCUUCUAAAAAUACUGUACAAAAUCCGAAUGAUCAAUCUUCAACUACUAAUACUACUACUAGUACUACUACACCAUUGUCAAAUUGUUCCUCAUCAUUUAUUCGACAAUUAACCUGUUGUUAUUUAUAUGGUUUAUGCUCUACAAGUGGAAUGUAUUCACAAAUUCUAUCUAAUAAAACAUACAAUGAUAAAUGUUUAGCAUUGAUUCUUGGAAAUCUUUGUAGAAUUCUAACAGAAACUUUCAAUAAUAUACAUGAUAAAUAUAAAAUAAAAGUAUUUUUUAUCAAAAAUAUUAAAUUAUUUUUAUCCUCAUUAAAUUUUGCUCAUAUCAGUUCACCUAUGAGUACAAUGAUUACAUUAUCUUGUAUGAUUAAUGGUUGGAAAACAUUGAAACAUUUUACUCAGUUAAUUAUUAAUCAUUUUAAACCAUUUAGUAUAUGUGAUUGGUUAUUUUAUUGUGUAAUUAUUGUUAUGCAAUCUUUGGAUUCUAUGGAUUCUUCGUCGUCGUCAUCAUCAUCAAUGGUAAUGUCAAAAUCUACAGUUACAUUCAAAACAUACUUGUUACAAUCGCUUAUAUCUCCAAUUCCUUUAAAUUCAUGCCCAUUAUUUCUAUUAUUAGCUUUAUGUAUUGAAUCUAAUUUAGAAUUACACAAUAAUGAUAAUAAUGAUCAUGCAAAUAUUAUUUUCAAUACUUUUAUAAAUGAUACUAAUAAUCGCAAAUCUAUUAGAUCAUCUUCAUCUUCCAUUAUUUCUACAUUAUCUUCUUUUGAUAAUACAAAAUUAUAUACAAUCAAUGCAAUUGAAUUAGGUCAAGCUUUAUUACAACAAUCAUUUCAUUAUAAUAUUCCAUAUUAUCAACAAUCAUCUGUAUAUAAUUUUCAUUAUUUAACUAAUUCAUUACCUAUUGGUUUAUUUGGUCCAAUUCAUUUAUUCAAACAAUCUUCAUUAGAAUUUCAUCAAAAUAUUGCCAAUUUCAAUUAUCCUUAUCAACAUCGUUUACAACCAAAACAAUCAACUCAUAUUAAUACUAAUUGUCAAUGUAUGAAUUUACUUCAAUCGAAUCAACAUAAACCUAUGAAAAUCAAUUCUUCUUCUUUUCAAGAUGAUAUUCUUGAUGAUAACAAUGAAGAAAUGUAUUGUGCUUCAAUGACAAAUUAUCAUAAAUCAUUCAUUGAUUUUGCGCCUAUAUCUUUUAUUUAUUCAGAUAUAUUAGAUGAACAAAUGACAUCAUUAUGUCAAACAUUAUCUAUUAUGAAUAGUCAUAAUGAUAAUUGUGAAAAUAUUAUAUUUCCAUUAUAUUUAGGUUUUUCAUCAUAUUCAUUUGCACCGAAAAUAAUGUCUACAUCAAAUCUUCUAAAUGAUGUAAACGAUUGUAAUAAUAAUACCAAUAAUAAUGAUAAUAACCAUUCGUCAAAUCAAAUUCCGGAAAACUUCAAUUUGUCAGAUUUUAUUAAAACUAAUUUUGUUUUUCAUAGUAAUAAAGAAUCAUUACAGAUUAUUGUAAGAUUUCCAUUUUUAGUACAAUUAGAAUGUGUACAGUUGUCAGUGAUGAAUCCAUUUCAAUCAGCCAGUCAUGUGACAAUUGAGGUGGAACUAUAUCGCGAUUUACCUGGUGGUUCUCGACGAACAUUUAUCAGUGCACAUAAAAGUAACGAGUCAUCAUUGUCAAAACUUCAUACGAUCAAUUUUCCACCACGGUUGAUAUCACAUGUUUUAAUAAGACUGUAUCAUGCUCAGAAUUACAAUAAAACUCUUCGUGUGAACACUUUACGCUUAUUAGGAAGACACGCAAAUGAUAAUAGACUGUUGUUCACAGAAACUUGUGAAAAUAACUGCACAAAUGCAAAUAAUUUAGCUGUUGAGAAUUCGUUAAAUAAAAUCAGACCAAUUGUUUUACUACAUCUGUUACAUAAUGAAAUGCUUUCACAAUUAUUACCAAAUAUAUUCUAUUCAUAUCAAUUUAUCAAUUCAUUAUUACACUGUUUACAUAUUGUUAGUUCAGAUAAAAAAUUAUCAAUGUGUACACGUCAAUUAAUACAAAUGGUUGCAUGUCAUAAUCAAAUUUUUGAAAUGAUCAGUCAUAUAUAUAAUUUUACCAGUGAUUGUUCAUCUGAUAAUGAAUAUAAGAUAUUACAGAAUGAAUGGUUUUAUUCACCUAUCGGUUAUAUUAAUGAAGUUGAUAUGUUUUGGAAAUUAUGUCCUUCAUCAGCUGUAUUGUGUGAACGUAUUUUACUUGGAUUAUUGGUUAAUACAGAUAAUGGUAGUAGAAAUAGUCUUGCUAAUUAUAUAUUAACCAAAUUACUAAAUGGUAAUAACGACGAUGACUUAACAAUAAACUGUGAAGAUGUAUCAUUCACAAGUGUGUCGAAAUCAAAUCAGGAUAUAGAUAAUGAAUUCAAUUCAUCUUAUUGGUAUGGUCCAUUAGCUUCAUUAACAUCUACACCAAAUCAACGUUUAUUUGCAUGGUUAUGUUUACAUCAAGAUGCUGGACAAUCUACACGUAUUGAACGAAUCAUUAAUUGGUUAAGUCACUUCAAUGAAUCUAUGAUAAAACAAGAUAUUCUUUCUCAUAAUCGUCAAUUAUUGAAUCAUUGGUCUCAAUUAAUAUUGAUUUUUUCAAGUGUUUUAUGGAGUUUAAGUAGUGUUACUACCACUACUACUACUACUACUACUACUACAGCAAUAGAAAUGAAUCAAUGUUCAAAUUUAUGGCAAAAAUAUGUGACAAUUGAUUUUAUUAGUUCUAUUUAUGAUUUAUACAUCUCAAUUAUAAAACAUUAUCAAAUUGAUUUAUCUAUGAAUGAUAUUGAUGAUGAUAAUCCUAAGAACUCAAUCGUUGAAAUUAAACAAUUUACCAAAGUACUAAUCAAUUUAAUGUGCUCUUUGUGUACAAUCCAACCAAAUGUCAUUUCUAUACUUUUAUCAAAACUUUUAAUAAUUCCUACAACACAUUCAUUAUUUAAUCAAUAUGAUAAAUUGUUAUUCAAUAGUCAAUUGAAAGUAUUCAGUUCAAUUCUAUCAUCAGAUCAUAUUGUUUAUUCUAUUUUCUCAAUUAAUAAAUCGAUAAAUACAACAGAUCCAUUUAUAUCAGAUAACUUCUUUUAUAAUUGUUGUAUAUGGUUAUCAAAUUAUUUCUCAAUCAUGAAUAAUUCUGAAUCUUCUUCUUUAUAUUCUUCCACUAGAUCAAUUCUUACCAUUGAUUUAGCUCUAAGAUAUUUAUAUAUAUUAAAUUAUUUCAUGCAAUCAAAUCAAUCUACAAUAUUACGAAUUAUUCUUGGACAAUUAAUCUGUGAACAUUUAUUUCCAAGUGUAUUUUCUUAUUUUACUAUGAUAUUAUCAUCAUCUUUAAUUCAAUCUAUAUCAUUGAAUAAUUUGUAUAAUAAUCAUUUUGGUUCAAGUAUUUAUGAGAUUCAUCAACUUCAACAAGCUAUUAUUACUUUGUAUCAAACAGUUAAAUUAUCAAUGCCAUUUUCAAAAUUAUCUAAACAAUUCAAUUCAUAUCAGUUGAAUUUAGAAAGUUCAAAGUUGAAAAUGAAUUGUUUAACUGAUCGUUUGAUUGAAACAUUUAAAGAAUCAUUUAUGAAGCAAAAUUUCAAACUAUCCAAUUUUAUAUCUGAACUAUUAUUGGCACAACCUUUAUCAUUAACACCUGUACCAUUUAAACAAACAAUUGCAGUAUUCGCAGUCACUUCAAAUCAUCCACACGCAUCGACUGAUUUGCCAUGGCCUAUAACUGGUCCACCAGUUGCAUUCAAUAUUCAGUCAUCUGAACUACCUAAAUCUGGAUUAGUUACAUUUUUAUGCAGAGAAAUCCAUCAGUCUGUUUCAAAUAACAACCUAGACUAUUCCAUUCAUCCUAGUCUUUCAACAGCUUUAUUAUUGAUCAAUAUUUAUCAUCCACCAGAAUACACUGGAACUAAUCAUUAUGAAUUUGAAAGAAGAAUUUUAGUGAAACAUUUGAGAUUAAUAAUUUAUCAUUUAUUGCAUCCGUUCACAAUGAAUCGCACUAGUAGUACUACUAAUAAUAGUAGUAUCAAUAGAAAUGUAUCAAGUUCAACUGAAAUAAAUACAAUCAAUGAUUUUGAAUUAUGUCUUAUUCAACAUACACCAAAUAUUGGUCACAUUAUAUCACCUAUUGAUUGGGAUAAUGGUAUAUUUUUACCAGAAGGUUAUACAGAUAAUUGGACUAUGGAACAAUUGAAUAAAUUCACUGAUGAUCAUCCACUUGUGAUUAAUCAGUCUCGUCUACUUUGUUUAUUAAUUCGACCAUGUGAACAUGCUAAAUUUGCAUUUCAUCCACCAAAAGCAGUAACUGAACCAUCAUCAUCAAUAAUAAAAGAAUUCCAAGAGACUAAUUCCACACCUUCUUGCUAUUAUUUAUUAAAAACAUUUCAAUCAUCAUUUAUAUGUGAAUUUUUAAAAUCUGGUCUAUUACAUUUUAUAGCGAAUUCUAUUGUUCAUUGGCGUAUUCCAUGUUUAUUAAAUAAUGUACAACGAAAAAGAGAAAAUUCUAUUUUAUCAUCAUUAGAAACUCAUCCUCCUCCUCCUCCUCCUCCUCCUCCUCCUCCUACUACUACUACUACUACUACUACUACUACUACUAAUAAUAAUAAUAAUAAUAAUAAUAAUAAUAAUAAUAAUAAUAAUAAUAAUUGGAAUCAAUCUAUAAAACAAUUUCAUUCUUAUAUUACUUUCUAUUUUAAUAAAUUUUCAAUAAAUAUUCCCAAUAAAUUCUAUACUUAUAAAUUAGACCACUUAAUAAUUAAUAAUUAUCAAUCCAUUCCAAUAAAUAAUAAUCUUGAUAAUAUUGAAACAAUGAACAUGAUUCUGCCAAUACAUUGUAUCAUUACUUAUAUAUUAUUAUUAAGAAUAACAGAUUAUGAUUAUAAUUUAUUAAACUUAAUUCAAUCAUCCACGAAAAUUAUGGAAUUAAUAAUUAAAUAUCAGUUAAAUUUAGUUUAUGUGCCAAGUUAUUUAAUUCAAUUAGCUAAUAAAUAUUCUAAUUUAUCAUUAUGCACAGAUGAUAAUCAACAUUUUCAUAUAAAUAAUUAUCCUACUUAUAAUUUACAAAGUAGUAAUUUAAUUCAUUCAAAUAUUUUACCAUUUCAAUGUUUAUGUUAUUUAUACGAUAAUAAUAAUAAUAAUGAUAAUAAUAAUAGUAAUGUUCGUGGUAAUGGUCAUCAAUCUCUAUGGGAACUACGUUGGAUACAUUUAAAUUCUGGUGUAUUACAGCUUAUCUUAAGUUUCAUGUAUGUUUUAUCUCAUGGUUCAUGUGUAAAUCUACCGCAAAGAUUUGAUGUGAAUGAAGUGAAAACAUUUAUUCAUUCAAUUCAGUUAGAUUGUAAUAAUAAUAAUAUAUAUAAUAAUAAUAAUAUUGAUGAAGAUGAUUCAUUAUCGCUGACUAUUCAAUCAAUCAAUGAACUUUAUAUACAUUUUAUCAAACCAGCUUGUAUAGAUUUCGAACGUGAAUUAUUUCCUUCAAUAACAGUAUCUAAUCAAGAUAAUAAUAAAAAGUGUAAACAAAACACAAAUUAUCAAUCAUCUCAUACUAAUUUCAAUUCAAUACCUUCAUCAUCUGGAUUAAUAUCUGAUAAAAUAAAUUCUAAUUUAUGGGCAAAAGGUACAGGUUUUGCUACAACUCCUACAAUAAAUGAAACAUCAAUUAUAAAUGAUCAUUCAAUUAAUAAUAAUCAUAAUAAUAAUUUUCAAUCUAAAUGGAUCCGAUCAAAACUUCAACGUGAAGAUCAAUAUGCAAUUAUAUUAUGUAAUACAUUGAGUGGAUAUUUGUCUACAUUUAUGCAAAAUUUAAUCAAUACUGAUCAAUUAUUCGAAUUAAUUAUUAUUUAUUUUAUUCAUAAAUUUAAUUUAAUUAAUUUUAUCGUUAAUUAUUUACGUAAUGAUUCUAUCACAGAAAUAAUUAAUCGUCAUUUAUUAUAUCAAUCAAUAUUUCAAUUAAUUCGUAGUAUUAUUUUAUGUCCUCGAUUACAUUGGUUAUUAACAAUGAUUCAAAGUGAUUUAAACAAUGAUAAUCUUGUUCAUUAUAAUGAUAAUUUAUAUCAAUGUUUCAUUUUACAAUCAUUUCAUUCAUUUCAAUUAUAUUGGCAAAAUAUUAAUUUGAAUGAUAAUAAUGAUGUUGAUGAUGAUGAUGGUAACGAUGAUAGUUUAGUGGAGAAUUUAAAUUCAUCAUGUAUUAUUGUCUUAGUGAAACAUAUACUAUUCUAUUUGUCAAAAUAUAAGGAACAGUUAAACAAAUUAGGAUUAAUAAUUGAGCCCUCUGAAUCGGAGCAACCGUCGAAACAAAUUACCUCUAAGUUUAACAUUGAAUUACACCCAACUAGUCCUACCAAUACACAUAUUAGUAGUGGUGGUCUUAUUCGCCGUUCAUCAAUACGAUAUCGUAAUUUUCGUAAACAGCACAUUAAUGAAAAUUUACUAAAAAAUAUACAUUUUAAAAGUCAAAACGUGUAUAAAUCAUCCCAAACAUUCAACACUGCUGAUAUUAUUAAUUCUCAUUGUUCAACUUCUAAAACCUAUGGUUUAUUACAACUGAAAUCUGGUUUCUAUGAUCAGUUCGAUGUUAGUGACAGUAAUACUAAUCAAAUGAGUAGUGAAGACAGAGAUCAACUUUAUACGGUAAUAGAAAGUAAUGCUGAGAUCAACUGUGGUGGUAACGAUGAUAAUCUUAACACUGCUUCUGAAAAUGUUCAUGAUAUUCAUUCCGAGGUAGAAAGAGAACAGGACGAAAACGGAAAUGUUCAUUGUGAGAUUAUUAAAGAUUUAACCGAAAAUGCUAAUCAUUCUCAAUCGAUUAGUAAAGAGAAUAAUCUUGUAAAUGGUGAAUUUCAUAGUCAUUUUCAAAAUGAUAUAUUGGAUGAUAAUCCUGAAAGUACUAACCAUGAAUUCAACAGUGAUAGCAGUUCAACAUAUGUAAAUCAAGAGAUCCUAAUCAUUUUUAAUGAACUAGAAACCACAUAUAAACUGCUUAAAUUAAUUUUGAAAUAUCAACAGUGCUCUGGAAAUAAAUCAUUGAUAAUGAUGAAUAAAUGUCAUCAUAAUGAGGAAGAUAAAUUUACUAAUAAUGAUCACAAAACUACUUUACAUGAAAUACGAUCAACUGAAUAUGGUAACGGCAGUGAUAGGAAUGGUACACUACAGAUUCAAACUUCAUCAAUUAAUUCAAAAAUGCUUUCAACCAAUAAUGCUUAUUGUACAGCUUUAAAAUCUAUACAUUUUCGUACGAUCAAAUUUUUUUCACCUUCCGUGAAUAAUACUGUUUCUUCAAUAGUCCCACAUGGAUAUGCGAAUUUAUGUGCCCAACAUGAAGGUUUCAUCUUAAUUAACAGUUUUAAUACAAAGAAAUUAUUCAUUUAUUCCGCGUCCACCUCUACCUCUGGACUAAAUCCUGAUCAAUCUCAUAAACUGUCAACGGUUACUUCUACCACUACUAGUUCUCAAUUGAAAAUAACCCCCAAAAAUCGAUCAUUUCAUCGGUUGCAACGUCUCGCUCAAGAAAUUGUAACAUUGAAUACUAGUUUACCAUUGUCCGAAAAUGCUAGUGUGUUUAUUUGCUGUGAAGAAAAUCAUUUGUGUUUAUUAAAGGCACUAAUUACUGGACCUCCUGAUACUCCAUAUGCAAAUGGAUGUUUUGAAUUUGACAUAUACACACCGCCAGAUUAUCCAAAUCAGCCGCCUUUGGUUGAAUUUUGUACAACAGCAAAAAAUACAUUCCGUUUUAAUCCAAACCUGUAUGAAGAUGGCAAAGUAUGCUUGUCAGUGCUGAAUACAUGGCAUGGAUCAAGCGAAGAACGAUGGAACCCUCAAACAUCAAGUUUAUUACAAGUAUUAGUAUCAAUUCAAUCGUUAAUUUUCGUACGUGAACCUUAUUUUAAUGAACCGGGUUUCGAGUGUACCAUGGGAACGCCUAAAGGCAUAAUUGUCAGUUACAAAUAUAAUGCUCGUAUUCGUGUUGCAACUGUUCGUUGGGCUAUGAUUAAUCAAUUAAAGCAUUUACCAAUUGGUUUUGAAGAGGUAGUUUUAAAACAUUUUCUAAAUCGACGUUCAUUUAUUAUUUCUCAAGUUGAACAAUGGAUAUUUGAAAUGCGUAAUCAUGUACAAUUUAAGAGCGUAGAAAUCUAUGUCAAAGAGCUUGAAGAUUCUUUACCCAUCUUGAAAACGGAACUUAAUCGUCUAGAAGGACGUCUUACUGAUUGGAAUGAAAAACAUAGUCAAAUGUAA
Messenger RNA from Schistosoma guineensis, 17577 nucleotides. The record is from the annotation of a GenBank genome assembly. Lineage: Eukaryota; Metazoa; Platyhelminthes; Trematoda; Strigeidida; Schistosomatidae.